Messenger RNA from Anneissia japonica, 739 nucleotides. Its product is annotated as 60S ribosomal protein L11. The transcript has 4 exons. Gene Ontology annotation, cellular component: ribosome; cytosolic large ribosomal subunit. NCBI's taxonomy places the organism in Eukaryota, Metazoa, Echinodermata, Crinoidea, Comatulida, Comatulidae. The coding region runs from base 60 to 563 and encodes 167 amino acids. Gene Ontology annotation, molecular function: RNA binding; structural constituent of ribosome. The record is from RefSeq and is a predicted model, not a curated record. Gene Ontology annotation, biological process: translation.
ACUUGAAUGCUUUAAAAUUUUUUUUUUUGUAGGAUAAAGGGAAUGAGAAAGUGAAUGUAAUGCGCGAGCUGCGCAUUCGCAAACUGUGUCUCAACAUCUGUGUUGGCGAGAGUGGUGACAGGCUGACUAGAGCUGCUAAAGUGUUGGAACAACUCACUGGACAAACCCCUGUAUUUUCUAAAGCCCGUUACACAGUCAGAUCUUUCGGUAUCCGCAGAAAUGAAAAGAUCGCUGUUCAUUGCACAGUUCGUGGUGCAAAAGCAGAAGAAAUCUUGGAGAAGGGACUCAAGGUUCGUGAAUAUGAGUUGAGAAAAGGAAACUUCUCUCAGACUGGUAACUUUGGUUUUGGCAUCCAAGAACACAUUGAUUUGGGUAUCAAAUAUGAUCCAAGCAUUGGUAUCUACGGUAUGGACUUCUACGUUGUACUUGGACGACCAGGAUUCAAUGUGCGACAUCGCAAGAAGAAGAGGGGUCGCGUCGGACCAAAGCACAAUGUAUCUAAAGACGAAUCAAUGAAAUGGUUUCAACAGAAGUAUGAUGGUAUUCUGCUUCCGGGCAAGUAAUUUCUGACCGACUGCAGUACGUACAUUUCUCAUCGCUUCACCAGUCUCCAUCUCCUCCGCCAAGUGUAACAGCCAUCUACAAGGAUACUACAGCUUUCAUUUUUAACAUACAAAAAAGUAUGUAGUGUAAAUUAUACAAAAUAAUAAAUUCCAGAAAUAAAAAGAGAUUAAAUGGA